This is a messenger RNA of Diceros bicornis minor, 3427 nucleotides long. RefSeq names its product leucine zipper protein 2 (gene LUZP2). The coding region runs from base 340 to 1374 and encodes 344 amino acids. The record is from RefSeq and is a predicted model, not a curated record. Lineage: Eukaryota; Metazoa; Chordata; Mammalia; Perissodactyla; Rhinocerotidae. The transcript is spliced from 12 exons.
CGCAGCCCGGUGACCGAGCGCGCGGGGCCCUCGCCGGGCGCCCCCCCCGCCCCGCGCCGCCUCCAGCGCGAGUGACAACGCGCCCUCCGGGCUCGGGAGCGGCGGCGGCGAACCACCCCGGGCAGGGCUCGCUCGCCGGUGACAUCACUCCCGAAGAUACUCCCCGCUCUCAGCGCUUGCCUUCGCGCGGCGUCCGUCCGUUGUCCGUUUCCUUCCGUCCGCUGCUGGAGAGGGCUCGUCGCCGGCCAGGGACAGAACCGAGCACCGAGGAGCGGCAGGACCCGGAGGAGGAGGGAGAGCGAAGGCAGCGAGGGCAGGAGGCCCCCGGCAGGCGACAGCAUGCAGUUCAGCCCAGCGCUCUGCCUGCUGCCUCUCCUGCCGGCGCUGGUCCUCAGCACCAGACAGGGCUAUGAAGAGCUCGAGAAGCAGCUGAAAGACGUCUUUAAGGAGCGAAGCACUAUCCUCCAUCAGCUGACAAAGACAUCAAGAGAACUUGAUGGAAUUAAAGACAACCUGCAGUCUUUGAAAAAUGAUGAGAAAUCCGCCAAAACUGAUGUUCAGAUGCUUCUGGAAAUAGGUCAGAAACAAAGAGAACAAAUGAAGUCUCUUCAGGAGAUGCUGCAAAAUCAACUUAAAGAAACAUCUGAGAAAGCAGAAAAACAAGAGGCUACUAUAAACUUUUUAAAGACUGAAGUGGAAAGAAAGAGCAAAAUGAUCCGAGAUCUCCAGAAUGAGAAUAAAAGCUUGAAAAACAAACUCUUGUCAGGAAACAAACUGUGUGGCAUCCAUGCAGAAGAGUCAAAAAAAAUCCAAGCCCAGCUGAAGGAGCUUCGUUACGGGAAGAAGGAUUUAUUAUUUAAGGCCCAACAGCUUACUGAUCUGGAACAAAAAUUAGCUGUGGCCAAAAAUGAGCUGGAGAAAGCAGCUCUUGACCGGGAGUCACAGCUGAAAGCAAUGAAAGAGACUGUACAGCUCUGCCUGUCGACUGUUUUCCGUGCUCAGCCUCCCCCUUUGAGUCUCAUCAGGUCAAAUCCAACUCAGAUGUCAAUUCCACCCAGGACAAUUGACACUAAGAUUCCAGAUGCAGACACACAAAGCCAGCCUCAACAGAGCACUCCUGGAAGCCCUCAAGUUGAAAUAACAAAGCAAGAAAAUCUGAAAAUCCCUGAGUGUGAUCCUCAAAAUGUUUUACGAGGCACGACCUGCUUAAUGAAGCACAGAGAAAAUCCCCCAAGUUUUGUCACUGCAGAACCAACGCCUGCCCCGCAGAAAUUGCAAAUGCCUCCUUGUGCUGGAUGUGAGGUGAAGAAAACCCCAGAAAAGCAAUUGACCAGCUUUGAAGGGAGAGCAACUAGAGAAGAAAAGAUACUAUAAAUACCAAGAAACUGUGUUAAGAAGCAUCCAUUUGCUAUCGUCUUCAUACUCUUUUUAGACCACAGGCUGGAUGGAAGUACUAAGUUUUUAAAGCAUGCAACUUUUUCACAAUUUUAUGUAACUUUAUAAAGUAGUCUACAAAUUUUCCAAAAGAUUCCAGGCCAAUUAUGAUCCUUAAGCAAUAACCUAAUUAAAAUGGAUAUCCACAGUCAUAAAUAGUCAUUGUCAUCAGUAAAUUGCCCAGCAUAAAUUGGUCUGUUUCGAACUCAAAUGCAAUGUAACAUUUAAUUCCUCUGGUUCAUUUGGGUAUCUAGCACUUCUGUGAUCUAGUUUUUGAAAUCAACUGGAGGAUGAUAAAAUGUUGUGGAUCCUCAGCAUUCUUAGAAUCCAAAUUGCAAAGAUGAUAAAGAUUUUGGUCCACAUUGGGCAAUUGGAGUCCCUUUCCUCAAAGUUGAAAUAUGUGCCGACCUGAAUAUAUUGUUUAUUUGAGGGUGUUUAUGGCUCUUCUCAUUAUUAUUUUGAACCACAUAACAUGAAGGAAGUUCUGUCAGGGAUUUAGUUAGUUAACAGAAUGCAUUAAAUAUGUUUGAUAUGAUGUAGGCAAAAUACAUGGAUGAAUGACUAAAUUUCUGACACAUUGAUCAGAUUUUCUGGCAUUCUAUAGACACAUCCCUAUGGUUGUCUGCUGGAAUUACUGAGUUAGAAAUCAAGUCAUUUGAAAUGCUCGGCAUCAUUUUUGGCAUGAAAUUUGGUAGUGGAAUGUGAGAUGGGAAGAGGGUUCCAAAAUACAAAUAUGCAAGCAGAUAAUAUACAUUUAAAAAUGGAGAUUUGGUGAAAGUAAAACAGCCAUGAACUCAGAUUUGUAUAUUUUGAAAACAAAUGUAUAAUUAAAACAAAUCAAUGACCGUGAUAAUCAUUGAAGUUGGGGCUCCUCAUAGGAAUAUCACUGAUCAAAUAAAUGCAUUCCUGAAUAAUCUGAAUGUAACUCACAAGCAAGAGGAAUUGACAUUAGUAUGUGAUUAUCUGAUUAAUAGGACUGACAUAGCAUCAAACUUACAGACUCAAAUUAAUGAGUUAAAUGAUCCAGUUAUGUUCUCUGCACUGAAUAUAGUCACUCCUGCUGGUUAGAUCCAUUUUGCAAAUGCAGAAAGCAUACAAAACCAUUGGUUUUAUAGAACGGAUCUGCCAAGCCACAAUUAAUACAUUCGGAGCACUGGGUUCUGGCAGGCUGUGUUAGAAGAUAGUUAAUAAAAAUAUAUAUAUUAAAUGAAAUCUAUAAUCAAUAGAUGAACUUAAAUUCUGGGAUAUAAUGGGAUACCUUUGGUCACAAUGAUAUAUUCAAAGAAAUUUAGUGAUUUGGGGAAAUGGAAAACUAUCAUUAAAGUAAAAGUAAUGUUGUGCUAUAUUCACAUAGCAAUUGUACUUGCAGAGUAAUUCAUGGUCAUUUAUCAAUAUUUUUCAGAUUACAGGCUACCUAAGAAAGAAAGAGAAUCCGUUUUAUAGAUGAUCAUAGAGUUUUCAGAUGAGGUGACCAGGAUAAAAGAAAAGAUCAAAGUCCGAAGUUCCUGCUGACUCCUUCUCAGCUCUAAAAAUUGUGUACUUCUAUGAGAUGGAAUAUUGCUUGUUUCCCGAGUCCUGUUCCUUGUAAUUUCCCCACUGUAUCCAGAAACCCUAACCAUCUCCAGAGGUUUAUGAAAGGGAAGCAGAUACUUGAGUUUUAGUUUAGGUUCACUUUCACGCCCUCAUCCUGUGCCCCAACUUUCCUCCUAGACUCUAUGGAUCCUACGGAAAGUUAAUCACCAGUCCACCUUAGCACAGUAUGUUUGAAGGCAUCUAUGGAACUAAUAAAAAGAAUCAGGUUGAUAUUUUCUGAAAUUUUUAUAGGAUAACAUGUAGAAAGAUGAGAAUUUGGCUUAAUAUUAAUCAAAUUUGAACAGCUUCAUUUGUAAAUUAUUUUUUCUAUGCUCUAAGUUCCUAUUCUAGUAUGUGACAAUAUCAUCAAUUUGCUUCUCUUAAUUACUAGCAUGAUCAAGUGGGCUUUCAAUGAGUAUAA